UGCCCUUGUUGUUGCCAAAUUUAGCUAAAAUAUUCUCUGAACUGGCAACACUGGUCAAAUACAUAAUGACAAAUGUCACUCAAUAAUCAAUCAUUUUUUGAAAUUUCAAAAAUGUCAGUCAGGGUUGAUUCAAUAACGGACAACAGUAAACACAUCAUUUUCCAAUUAAAUUUCCAAUUUACAUUGAAAAACUUGUGUUGUAAUUAACGAAAACAAUGUGCCCAAUGACUAGAAGCUCACAAAAAAUGGAAAUCAGAUAAUAAAUCCCUAUUUCCUAACCUCAAAAAUCAAAAUGUUAACCGACGAAGAUACAGAGGAUGGAAAUUUCAUUGAACUUUUCAAAAAGGAACACAACGAGCAAUUUUACGUUCUUGUUAAAAUGCACUUGUCGUUUCUUUUACAUAUGACUACCGAAGAAAGCGAAUGCUUCUACGAAAAAGUCAAAUUAAGAAAAUGGAACAUAGUGCCUUUCGGCAAGAAAUCUAAACACAAACAAUCGCUGGACGCAGCUCUAAAUCAAAACAUAUUAAAACAAGUUCAUCAGUUGAUUAAUUUUCUUAAAUUGGAUUCCAAUUUAAAUUCUGAAGGCAUAUUUAGGAGAACAGGCUCACUUGAAAGACAAAACGAACUCAAAAACCUUCUCCUGCAAGGUUGCACCAUAAAUUUUUCAAAUAAUCAUUUCACUGUUCAUGAUUGUGCUUCAGUUUUAAAAUGGUUUUUAGCUGAUUUACCUGAACCCAUUACAACCGACAUACAAUUUCCUAUUUAUUGUCAAAUAGCAGAAUCCUUUAAGACAACUGAGGCUGCACACGAAAUCAAAAUCCUACAAAGUGUACAAUUAUUGUUCCUGCUACUACCAAAAGAAAACAAAAAUUUACUUCAAGACAUUUUUGAGCUUUUACAUUUGGUGAUGCUCAAAGAAGACACUAAUAGAAUGUCUUCUGAAAAUUUAGCUAAACUCUUUACACCUCAUUUAUUAUGCCCCAGGAAACUUGCCCCUGAAGUUUUACUUAAAGACUCCCAAAUCCUGUUCAGUGUUGUAGCAUUUAUGAUCAAAAAAUACCCAAAACUAUUCAAAAUCCCAGCCCAAUUGAUGCUGGACUUUAGGACGCAUCACGAACAAGGCACUGUAUUAAAUGACUCUAUCAAAGGAGCAGCCCAUACAGUAUUUAGUUUUGUUGACAAUAACAAAACCGCCAAAGAAAACCAGGAAAAUGUAACUGAUGCGGCUUUAGCAGAAUUGUAUGCUCACAUACAAAGUUUGCCUGAAACUUCAAAAAAAAGAAAACUGGUCAAGCAGUUUAAUAAGCAAAACGGACAAGGAACUCCGUUGCAAGUUAUCAGAAGCUCUGCGCCAAAGAAUAGGAGUUUUGGGGAUUCAAUUAAGAAGCAUAUGUUUCACAAGAAGUUGUUGAAGAAUGUUAAAAAGUCUGGUUUAACUCAGAUGAAAAGUUCUAGCAGUGAAGAAGUGUUGAAUAGUCCUAAUUUAGGUCAAAAAACCUCUUCUAGAGGACGACUGUUUUGUCAUAAUUUUGACAGCAGCUCAGAGGAGGAAACUCCUGAAAAACGCCUAAAAAAUAUUCAGGAUACUUCUGUGGAACGUUUCAGGAGUAAAAGCGAUUCUGAUUUAGAAUUAGGUAACGUCUCAGGACUGCCAGACUAUCUAACAAGCACUCCUGCUUGCCUAUUAAACCGUGUAGAUACUGUUUUUACUCCUGAAGGGCAAAAUAGAAGAAGCAUGUCACCUAUUACAAGAUCUACACAGCGAAUGCCUAGAGCUAUGCAGGAAACUAUGAUGACUCCACGUAGCAGGAAGCCAGUCCUUUUAGUAUCUGGUACCAACAUAAACAACCUCGCCAAAUUGAGUCCCAAACUCACACAUUUGAUGGAAGAAGAUUCGUUUAAUAAUCCAGGAACUUCAAAGAAACUGUUUGUUAAAUCAAAAAGUGAUGGUGAUUUAAAUGAAGACAAUAAAUCAACACCACUUAAAUUGAAUAAAACUGAUAGUCCUAAGAAACUUAGUCAUAGUUUUAAAAAUUACAUGAACAGUAGAGACAUGUUGACUAUCGAUAAUAGUCCUACUGAUUCUAGUUUUUCUAGUCGUUCUGACGAUUUUCAGUCUUACACUGAAUUCAAUGAUAGCUUUAGGGAUAAUCGGGCAGUUGAAGAAAUGUCCGAUUCAAUGUUGUACAUAUUAGAUGGUAAUAGUCCCAAUGAUGUGUCUAUGGAAAAUAGUGAGGGAGAGAAAAAAUUGGUGCUAAAACCUAGACAAUUUGACGAAAACGGCAAACCUAUUGUUUUUGAAACUUCUUUUUAAUUAAUUAUUUGACUAAAUUGUAUUUGUAUUAUUAAAUAUAGUUUUGUACUGAUUGUUUAAUCCAAAGUUAAUUAUUAGAAAUAUAGUUUUAUUACUUUAAA
Messenger RNA from Ceutorhynchus assimilis (cabbage seed weevil), 2418 nucleotides. The record is from the annotation of a GenBank genome assembly. Lineage: Eukaryota; Metazoa; Arthropoda; Insecta; Coleoptera; Curculionidae.